UAGAGUAACUUCGCCUAAAUUGUUCCUAUACACGCCGGCUUGGGCGAUAGCAGAUGGUGGAGUUAUCAGGUGGAUGAGAGAAGGCCUUCUUGAUCCGUGCCGGCCUCUGGAAGUUGUUUCCUGCGCAUCGGGCCAUGAUGCCUCAGAGGCCUGGGUUUCCUGAGGCAGAGAGGGAAGCUGCUUUUUCAAAGCGAAUUAAAUGAGAGUAACCACAGCCGCUACAAAGGAGGGCAAAAACAGAAACCCACCUGGAGGAACCAGCUGAUCCAAACGAGAGCACCGCGAGAAUCAGGAAACGCAUCCCUGUCUGUGUGCCUGGGAAGAGACCUAGAAACUGGCACGUCUCUGAGGGAAGAUGAGGAAAAGGCUGUAAAUUGGCCAAAAGAGCCUUGAAGUACUCCUUCCGUGUGGGAAAGUGAUGGCUGGUGGAAGGAGGCGAACCCCACAAGGAAAGAUGGCUUAGCAGCAGCUGCAGCUGCCAAACCAGGCCCGGUGGGAUGUACCCUUAGACCACCAUGGACGGAGCCCACAGAGCAGCCCUGCAGCUGCAGCAGCUCCCGCCCGCGAGCAGUGCUGACCCUGUGAGUGAGGCUUCCUUCUCCUACAAGGAAAACUUGAUCGGUGCCCUCUUGGCGAUUUUCGGACACCUUGUGGUCAGCAUUGCACUUAACCUCCAGAAGUACUGUCACAUCCGCCUUGCGGGCUCCAAGGACCCUCGGGCCUAUUUCAAGACCAAGACAUGGUGGCUGGGCCUGUUCCUGAUGCUGCUGGGCGAGCUGGGCGUGUUUGCCUCCUACGCCUUCGCCCCGCUCUCGCUGAUUGUGCCUCUCAGCGCCGUCUCCGUGAUAGCCAGCGCCAUCAUAGGAAUCAUAUUCAUCAAAGAAAAAUGGAAACCUAAAGACUUUCUGAGGCGCUACAUCUUAUCCUUCGUUGGCUGUGGUCUGGCCAUCGUGGGCACCUACUUGCUGGUGACAUUCGCACCCAACAGUCACGAGAAGAUGACAGGCGAGAACAUCAUCAGACAUCUUGUGAGCUGGCCUUUUCUCCUGUACAUGCUCGUGGAGAUCAUUCUGUUCUGCUUGCUGCUGUACUUCUACAAGGAGAGGAACGCCAACAACAUUGUUGUGAUUCUCCUCUUGGUGGCGUUACUUGGCUCAAUGACCGUGGUGACAGUGAAGGCUGUGGCCGGGAUGCUCGUCUUGUCCAUACAGGGGAACCUGCAGCUCGACUACCCCAUCUUCUACGUGAUGUUCGUGUGCAUGGUGGCAACUGCUAUCUAUCAAGCCGCGUUUUUAGGUCAAGCCUCACAGAUGUAUGACUCCUCUCUGAUUGCCAGUGUGGGCUACAUUCUAUCCACUACCGUGGCUAUCACAGCAGGCGCCAUCUUCUACCUGGACUUCCUCGGGGAGGACGUGCUGCACGUCUGCAUGUUUGCACUUGGGUGCCUCAUCGCAUUCUUGGGCGUCUUCUUAAUCACACGUAACAGGAAGAAGGCCAUUCCCUUUGAGCCCUACAUUUCCAUGGAUGCCAUGCCAGGUAUGCAAAACAUGCAUGACAAAGGGAUGACCGUCCAGCCUGACCUCAAAGCUUCUUUUUCCUACGGGGCCCUGGAAAACAAUGACAACAUUUCUGAGAUCUAUGCUCCCGCCACGCUGCCCAUCAUGCAGGAAGAACAUGGCUCUAGAAGCGCCUCUGGGGUUCCCUAUCGCGUCCUGGAACACACCAAGAAGGAGUGAGCCCACCUUGAAGGAGACUCACCUCCUCUCCAUUUACAGCUGCUCAAGCCAUGCUGAUAGCGGUUCAACCCUUAAUUCUAAAACUUGCCUUUCAAGUCUUAUUUUUUUAAUCCAAGAACUCUGUGGACGGGGAUCUUGAAAAGACUUUGUCUCUGGCAAAGCGUAGAUUAUCUUGGUCCUGGAACUUUCAGAUGUUGAGGGUGGGGCUGGGGUGGGGGGCUGAAAGCAGUAUUCUAGGUGGGCAGUACAGAGUUCAGCCUCUGCCUGAUUUAGCCCAAUGAGAUUUGGAAAGCCGUUGUCAUCCUUGAGGAUGGGAACUGGGUUUCCCCAGUCAGUGACCAAAUGUGGCCACAUUCUUUAGAGCUAAAGCAAGGCAGAGAUUCUGCCCUUACUUUCCAAAUGCAUUGAAAGGCUGGAAACCUCCAAAUCUAGUCUUCCCUCACCUUAUGUGCAGACCUGAUCUCUACCCACCUCCCUCUUGAUUCUGUACUUGAGAUAACCUUUGUGUCGCCUUCACAUGGCAUGGUGCACCAGCCCUGGGUGUAACAUCCUGUCACUUGCCUGUAGGAAAUGCACAUCUGCUUUCUGAUGGUCUGUGCCUCCCCGGUGAGGGUGUGCUCGAUGUAUUUAUACUGGAUCCACUCUGAAAACGAAUUUGGUUUUGGUUCUGUGAAUUACUUGGUUGCUUUCUUUCCCCUCAAAGGAACUGAGAAAUUAAGAGAAGAAGGGGAAGAAUAAGAAAGACAGGAGCAGGGGUCAUGAGCCUUCAGCCCAUAAAGGGAGAAAAAUCCCUUUCAUUUUGCAAGAGGUGAUUGCAUCACCUAUAAAGGACGGACAGACAAUCUGGCUGUUGUAUGUGUAUUUUCCUGCACACCAGGGUCCUCUGGGAAAACGAGGGGUGCUCAUUUCAGAGACAGCCUCACUCACCUCUCCUCUCUCCUCUCCCUUAUAGAUUGACAAACCAAGCUUGAGUCAUUGGUUUACUUCCUUGGGGUCGAUAGACUCUUUGGGUCCUCAUCCCCGUGCACAUACAUCUGGAAGAAGUAGGCAUGCUCAGAAAUGGGGCUGCUGCUGGCUGGCUGGCUGGCUGCGUACACGAUUGUCUUACCCUAGACUGACUGUAUGCUUUUGAGAAUGGCAGGUAAAGGUCUGCAAACUUUAAUGAAAAUAAGGAUCCCCUAGGGAGUUUAUUUAAAAUACAGAUUCCUACACCCCAACCACAGGUACUCUGAUUAAGUGGGACUGGGACCGGGCCUAAGAGUCUGCAUUCUUAACUGGCAGCUCAGGUGAUCCUGAGGCAGGUAAUCCUGCCUGUAUCACACACCUUGAAAGCCUAAUAACUGAGAGAGACAGUCUGCUGAAACCCUGACACACCCCUGCUGGAAAGUUGGAAUUACCAUUCCUUGUUUCCUCUUGGGGGUUCAUUUGGCAGGCCGAAUAAUCCGCAUAGGACCCAUGGCAUUUCUGCAUCCAGUGAUUACUUCUUAGAACUGCGCUUCCUGCUUCCCUAGGCAGCCUUGAACUAACCGGCAAGAUAACAGUGUUGAUAGACCAGUGCUGAUAGAUCAUUAACCUUUAUGGAUUGUGCUUCAUACUGAUUUGGUUUAGUACCUUGACUUCCAAACUGAUAUCUGUUGCCUGUGAUAACCACUUCUGUAUUGUGUCUUACAUGCCUAAGAAGGCAACAGACUAUGACUUUUUUUUCCCUUUAGAAUAGGUAUCAAAACAGUAUUUAUGAGGCACUUACUAUGUGUUAAGCAUUUGGACAGUGAGGGCUACAAGUAAUAAGACCUGGUUUCUGCACUCCAAGCCAGCCGUGAGAGACACAAAUACCUGGUCAACUAUGAAAGGUCAGGCCCUGAGCCCAGAACUGGGUAUUCAGAAUUGGAGAUGAUUUAGGCUCCACUCAUUGAUGGGUGGCAAAUCUAGCUAAGAUUUGGGCAAAGCAUAGAAAGUAGGGUGAUCACCCCCAGGCAGAGGGGUCAGCAUUUGCAAAGACACAGAGAUGGGUUGAGGCGGGUGGCAAAGGAAGAGCCAGGGUAGGUAAUGGGAAAUGAGCCUGGAAAGAUAAGCAGUGGAGGUAGAAUCAUGGAGGGACUGGAAGGCCUGGCCGAGGAGUUUAAACAUAUCCUAGAGAACAUGGGAGCCAUUGAUGGUUCAUGAGGAAGAGAAUGGCAGGAUCCGCACUGAUUGGAAAGGAGGCCCUAUGCAGUUCGGAGGAAGACUCUGAAGGGGUAAUAAAAGUCACUUUUCAAGGUCGGGCUGCACAGCUGCAGGAACAAAACACAAAAGGGGAAUUAAAAUCCAAUUUCGCUGCUAUUCACAUUUUCCCAGUGAUGUUUCUAACGUGGGCCGGGAGGGGGUGUGAGGGCAGAGUGGAUAAAGGGAAGGUGAGCGGGGAGGCCAUUUAAAUAUGUCAAACCCAGGUGAUCAUUUGGUAUCUUAUGUGCUCCCAGCCUUACUCUGCCCCCUUCCCUUGGUUUUGUGUUGGGUCUUUUAACCUGGAGUCAGGCAACAGUGAUGAAUGGAUAAAAGCACAUUGUAAUCUCAGGUCAGCUGAUGAUCAUGGGUUCAGUGCCAUCCAGGAGCUGCCUUCAGGUUUGGGGCAACAGCGCCAUCCCGUGAGGCUGAGUACAGGAAGGUUGCGCAGAGUUGCAUGGUGGCUGCGGAGUGGAAGCCAGGGUAGGUGACCUGGGUCCCGGGAAGAACGGCUGAUGUGGAGCCAUGGUCCCCAGAAUCCUGACUCUGUCUUGGGCUGGCAUCUCCCAGUCUUUGUCCCUGAGUGUAAAUGGACGGUUUGCUGGUGGCAGAUAAGCGGCACUUGCUGUUAGGGCGGGGCACAAGGACAUCAGCUUUCCACUCACAGCCCUGACUCUUUAUUUUUCUCAUGGCUCUCACGUCUCGCCAAGCCCUCUCGAAGGCUCCAGGCAACAAUACGUAUCCUGCCGCCAUCUCCCUUCUCACAGCAAGGUCACCAAACUUGGGUUUCAGCUUUCCACUUGUUCUCUGGCUUCCUCUCCCCACCCCACUCUGUUCCCCUCUUCUAAAGGCUGGGAUUCUGGGGUCCCUAAUCAGACAUUAAAAGCAGUUCUUCACAGAUUGGUGCCUGCAGCUUUUGAAGGGACCUAAGCCCCAUUCCACCCGCCCCCAGCCCCCCCGCGAAGAUGCAGGGUCUGACAUGCCAUCACGUGAAGGCUCAGAUCACGCGAGGGUUUUGCAGGAUGGAAUCGAACACUGGGUAGGCGAGGGAGGAUUGACGUCUCCAUUGCUCUUCUGGUGGAAAUGAGGCAGCUUGAUGGCACAGUGUGGAGACAAGAUGUCCAUCAGGGUAGUGUUGGGGAAUCUCCAACCCGCAGCCUUGUGAACUCCAAAUCUGGUCCAACACUGGCUGACAGGCAAAAAAUUUUACUGUGUGUUUCUCUGAGAAGCUGUGUAAAUCAAGUCACCUUAGAAUAUAUUCUACGUGGAAGCCCACAUUUUGUCGAUUUAGUGACUAAAGUAUGGCAUGUCUUAUUUUUCAAAAAAAUGUAUGUGCUAUGUGCAAAUAGCAUUAUGAAGUGGUAUUUAAUUAAAGAGAAAAUCCAUGUGA
This is a messenger RNA of Delphinapterus leucas (beluga whale), 5325 nucleotides long. The record is from RefSeq and is a predicted model, not a curated record. Lineage: Eukaryota; Metazoa; Chordata; Mammalia; Artiodactyla; Monodontidae.